GGGCAGGGCGAGCCGGGCCGAGCCGGGCCGGGAGCCGCCAUGGCGGGGAGUCAAGACAUGUUCGACGCCAUCGUGAUGGCGGACGAAAGGUUUCACGGGGAAGGCUACCAGGAAGGCUACGAAGAAGGCAACAGUUUGGGUAUAAUUGAAGGAAGACAGUAUGGCACGUUGCAUGGAGCCAGAAUUGGAUCUGAGAUUGGGUGCUAUCAAGGCUUCGCUUUCGCUUGGAGAUGCCUCCUGCACGGCUGUGCCGCAGAGAAAGACAGCAAAAAGAUGAAGGCCUUAGAGUCGUUGCUUGGGAUGAUUCAGAAGUUCCCUUACGAUGACCCCACUUACGAUAAACUUCACGAGGACUUAGACAAAAUUAGAGGGAAAUUUAAACAGAUGAGGAAACCGAGACCCGCGGGGACCGCCCGGUGCAAGGGCAUCGGCAGCAGAGCUCGGACUCCGAUCCCACGCCCGCCUGUCACCGCAGCUUGUGCUGCCUGCUCUGGAACGCACGGCCACAGCCAUGGAGCGGGCGGCUGCUCCCAGGCCCGGGGUGCGCGGGUCCCCACUGCGGUCCAUGGAGCCACGGGGAGUCCCUGUGGCCUGCUGACACGGCCUCUGGCCGAGAGGGGCUUCAGAGGGAGCCCAGACACGCUUUUCGCACUGUCUCCAGAUGGGGCCGGGCUCUGCAGCAUUAAGACGGUUAAGGGGGCUGUACUGUAGGCUCACGACGGAAGGUUGGGCUGCUGCCGUCUCUGCAGACUGGGGGAGCCUUGUGUUGAGGACACUGCGUUUCUCCUGUGACGCGACUUCUCUCGUCGUCUGCCUGCACUUCACAGGCAUCUGUAUCCAGGGGAGGUAUGGGUGGGGGGGGACGGGGGUUCCGUCAGUGGUUCUGGGGUGUCCCUGUGCCCGGCCCAUGCCCUCCGGGGGACACCCUCAGCAUUGCUGGCAGGUCUGCCUGCUUCUCUCUGAGGCAGCGUGCCUGAAAGUCAGGCAUGAGGUGAAUAAAGGGGUAACCGUGAAUCUGUUCCAGUUUUUAACAUCAUUCUGGAACAUUCCAGUGAUCGCUGCUUUGCCGCACAAGCUGGUGGUCCUGAGCAUGUGCCGGAGACUCCAGGCUGGGACCCCCGCAGGAGCGGGGGUGGGUGUUUGUUUCCCUCUCCUUCGGUUCCCCUGGCCAGUGCGCCGAGGAAGAGACUGGGGCUUGAUCCUGCCAUGCUGGCAUGUGCGUCCCUGGCCACGGCCCUCGACUCGGUCCCCGCUGAGUCCCUGAGAGCUGGUGUGCUUACGGCUGCAGACAGUGCCCGACCCCUGGCUGGGUCCUGCGGCCACGAAGGCCAGCUGCGGGUGUCCCUUGCCUGUGGGAUGGGCCCGGGGGUGGGGUGGGGCAACUGUGGUGGUUUUCCUUGGUGGGUGGUUGUGUUUUCUAAGUUCUCUGUUGUGGUGAUAAGUGGAGAGAAAAAUAAAUAGCCCAUUUUAAAG
Enhydra lutris kenyoni (northern sea otter) is the source of this 1473-nucleotide messenger RNA. RefSeq names its product oral cancer overexpressed 1 (gene LTO1). The coding region runs from base 40 to 711 and encodes 223 amino acids. Lineage: Eukaryota; Metazoa; Chordata; Mammalia; Carnivora; Mustelidae. The record is from RefSeq and is a predicted model, not a curated record. The transcript has 5 exons.